AAGUAGCCAGACAACCGUUAAUAUAAUAGAGCAGAUUAUCAACAACAAAAGGGCAAAUAAAAACAAGCCAAUUAUUUUUCAGCACUUUUUGGUUGCAACAUUUUUGUCAAGAAUGUUCAUAUAACAUUUUUUUGUGACAAAAUCAAUGUUACAUAAUUUUCAGUUUAAAGGGCCAACAGUUGUCGUUAAUCGUUAUCGUUGCCGUUGUCGUUGAUAGUUGUCGUUGUUGUCGUUGCCGUUCUCAUUGACACUGUUGUUGUGCUUUCAUCGAGGCUGUCAUUGUAAUCGCCGUCGUUGUUUUUAUCGGAGCUGUGGUUACGUUGCCGUCAUAAGCACCUAAACCGAGAUUUAAAUAUUAAAUGUUUAAACCAAUGAAAAGAACUGUAACGAGUGUAUGUACAGUCCCCAAUAUUUUUUCUUUUCAACACUAGCUAAUGACAUUCAUAAGAUAUGAUAUCAUAGGAACAUUAACUUUACAUUCAAUAACCAUCCAAACCGCAUAUCCGUUAUCAAAACAAAUAAAUAUCCUCAACAUCCGCAACAGGAUAUUAUCCAGUGGAAAUACUUCCCUCUAAAGUAUCCACACCGGCACGAAACGAUGUUUUAAUACCGAUUCAUUAUUAAAGACAAUGACAAAGCCACCAGCACGUUACCAGUCUUCUUUUGCGUUAGUUGAAAACAACACUUUUUGUGAUGGCUUUUAGAGAGGAAAUUGUUUAACCACUGAGAGAUAAACCCCUGUAUAGUCCAAAUUUUGAUGCAAAGAUUAUUAGACUGUUGGAUGAGCAAAUCAAAUGUGCGUCACAAAGAAUGUGACGGACUUAGUGUUUAGAUGUUGGACAGGCGGCUUAAUAACAGACAGUAGUUACCAUUAGACUCUAUGUUACUGUCUCGUUUAUCAAUUCAGUAAAAAGAAAUAUAAACAAAAAUGGCGUACAGACCAAAAGGAUUUGGACUUUCCGCAGAAUUAGCACGAAAGAAGGAGAGAAAGUUUGACCCGGAUUUAGCGUCUGAUUGCGCAGAAUGGAUUCGCGUAGUUUUAGAUGACGGUGGAUAUGAAGAAGAAGCAAACUCGAUUAAUAUUGAUGUUGAAACACCAGCUGAUUUUAUUAAACCACUAAAAGAUGGUAUAAUAUUGUGCAAAGUUCUUAACGUCAUAAAGCCUGGAAGUGUAAAGAAAAUCAAUACAAGCAAAGCUGCUUUCAAAAUCAUGGAGAAUAUCGAGCAGUUUUUGAAUGGCUGUCAAAAUAUUGGAGUGAAGAAACUGGAUAUGUUUCAAUCUGUAGACCUGUACGAAGCUCAAAAUGUUCCACAGGUUGUUAAUGGAAUUGUGGCACUUGGUCGAAAAGCCCAAAGUUUGGGUUACGAUGGUGCUUCAUUGGGUCCAACUGAAUCUUCUAUAAACAAAAGAGAAUUUACACCGGAACAGCUUCGAGCCGGACAAGGCAUUAUCGGAUUACAAGCGGGAUCAAAUCGGGGAGCAUCACAAGCUGGAUUAAACUUCGGAAAAACGCGAGCUAUCAUUGAUUAGAUCUUCUCAUUUGCGACACUCUCUUUUCGAAUUAUGUUUGCGCGUGAUAAAAUAAACACAAUUUGAGAUGUGGAAAGAGAAUUGUACAUACAAAAAUUUACUGAAUUUUUUUGCAAAUAUAAUUUAUUUAUUACA
This is a messenger RNA of Hydractinia symbiolongicarpus, 1666 nucleotides long. RefSeq names its product myophilin-like. Bases 929 to 1531 code for a protein of 200 amino acids. Gene Ontology annotation, biological process: actomyosin structure organization. The record is from RefSeq and is a predicted model, not a curated record. The transcript is spliced from 4 exons. NCBI's taxonomy places the organism in Eukaryota, Metazoa, Cnidaria, Hydrozoa, Anthoathecata, Hydractiniidae. Gene Ontology annotation, molecular function: actin binding.